This is a messenger RNA of Aphidius gifuensis, 667 nucleotides long. It is a transcript of the gene PolZ2, whose product is annotated as mitotic spindle assembly checkpoint protein MAD2B. The record is from RefSeq and is a predicted model, not a curated record. The transcript has 2 exons. Lineage: Eukaryota; Metazoa; Arthropoda; Insecta; Hymenoptera; Braconidae. Gene Ontology annotation, cellular component: zeta DNA polymerase complex. The annotation marks the transcript as partial.
UUUUGUCAUUUUAUAGUUAGCAAAGAUCUACUUGUAGAAUUCCUUGAGGUUGCUUUUCAUGGAAUUCUUUAUUACCGAAAAAUUUAUCCAGAGGAAAUAUUUGAAAAACAAAAACUCUAUGGAAUUGGAAUUUGGGUAUCUCAGCAUCCUGAUGUCAACGAAUACAUUGACAAUGUCCUGGUGACAAUUAAAGAGAUUAUUGCAAUUGCUGAUAAUUCUAUCAAAUGCGUCAAUUUUAGUAUUCUAGAUAGCCAAAAUGAGAUAAUUGAAAAAUUUGUCUUUGAUCUUUUUAGUAUUCAAGGAGAAGCCAAGGUAGCUGAUCCUUAUUUUCGUAGCACUGAAGAAUCUUUGAGGACAAUUUGUCUUAAAUUAUCAAUAGCUGAAUCAUAUUUAAAACCUUUGCCAGAAGAUGUAACUUUUAAUAUUGAAGUUGAAACUUGUGAAGAGGUGCAUGAUCAAAUUAAUAAGAAACCUGAACUUGAACAUUUUCCUUGGAUUAUUAAGGAAUCUCAACCUACUGACAAACCACCUGUUGAUAAUUUUUUGCUGCCUCUUCAUUCUGUUAAAACAGAACAUCUUGGUCUUCAAGUAUUUGCAAUUGGAACUCAAAAAUCAGAAUCAUAAAUAUUUUUAAUUUUGGUAUAAAAAUUUUCUGAAAUAAAUGUAA